This is a messenger RNA of Rhizophagus irregularis DAOM 181602=DAOM 197198, 500 nucleotides long. The record is from RefSeq and is a predicted model, not a curated record. Lineage: Eukaryota; Fungi; Glomeromycota; Glomeromycetes; Glomerales; Glomeraceae.
AUCCCACCAAUCACUAGCACGAAUGAGGCCACCCACUGUGAAUUUAUUUCUGCAAUUAUAUAUGGUGUGGUGUCCAUCUUUGAUGGUACUGUAAAAGGACCCAUAGAUUGGGUGAUCAAAAUGGGAGACACAAUUAUUUCUGUAACUGAAGCAAAACGAGAAGAUAUUAACCAAGGUGUUGCCCAGAGCACUGUCCAAGCACAUGCAUCUUUGCAAUGCAAUCGCAAAAAACGUACUUAUGAUGAUGCUGAUUUGUAUGAAGGUGCAAUGUACUGCAUUGUCUCAACGGGUGUCGACUGGGUAAUAACAAAAGUUCAAAGUGGUAUUGGAGAUGGGAAUGAUAAUGUUGGACCUAUCGAGAAAUUAUUUGGGCAAAUUAAGUGGUUUUUGAUCAGCAAAAAUCAUCAUUGGUCAAUGGAAAGUGGGUAAAAAUAGAAUAAUAGGAUAGACAUAUGUCUUGAGUUAAUAUUUCAGAAAUAGGGGCAUUAGCAUAGAAAAAA